UGUAGUAUGACCGAAACGUCUCUGGAAAUAUUCUUUUCUUACAUUUUCAAACAUAUUUGUGAGUUGAAGUUAAAACAGGUGUAAAGCCAAAGCUGAACUUUAAAUAUCAUAUCGAUACCAUUACAUACUUAUAAACUAUAGACUGCAAACACUUCUCAUGCCGCUUGAAGAAAUAAAAGCGAAUAUUCUCACGAUAGCUGCUCUAUCGAAUGCAUUGAGACACGUGAUAUUUCUCGCGUUAUUCAAGAUGUCUGCGCCCAUGAAGUUAUUAAAAUCGUUCCAAAAGUUGAUAUCUACCAAUAUAAGACAAAUUAAUACACUUUCAAGUAAAGAAAUAUGUUACCUUCAUUUUAUAGCAAAUCAACGAACUAGACAAUACCACAGUUUUACUUGUCAGACGCAAAGUUUACACCAGGGUACCUUGUUUGGCAAAACCUCCUUACGAAAUCGAAGGAAUUAUAGUCUACAACAUAGAGAAUGUUGGCGUUGUGGAAAACCGACAAAUACCAAAGAAGACAUAUUUUUCUGCAAGUGUGGGGUUGUUCAAUCCGUCCACUCAUUGUCUUAUUUCGAAAUAAUGAGCUUAUGUGAUAGUUUUGAUGUUGACACAGCAGUCUUGUCACAAAAGUACAAAGAAUUACAAAAGUUGCUGCAUCCAGACAAGCACACAUUGAAAUCAGAGGAAGAAAAAAUCCUUUUUGAAGAGCAGUCAUCCCUAGUAAACAAAGCUUACAGUGCUUUGGUUAAACCUUUGAAUCGUGCAUUAUACAUGCUUGAACAAGCUGGACAUCCAAUAGAGGAACAGAAUAGUAAUGUUGAUCAAGAAUUCUUAAUGGAAAUCAUGGAAAUCAAUGAAGACAUUGCUGAUGCUGAUUCUCCAGAGUCACUCAAACCUAUAGAAAUAAUAAACAAGAAAAGACUGGAUGACAACAUAAGUCAAGUAUCUAAAGCCUUUCAGGAAGGGGACAUAACUGCAGCUAAACAGCUUGUCAUAAAACUCAAAUAUUUCACAAAUAUUGAUGACAAAAUCAAAGACAUUUACAGAGGCCAGUUCUGAUUGCCUAGAAUUGUAGCUUAGACUGCAAUUUGGAUCUACGUGGAUUAAGGGUGGGAAAAGUUAGAUAUUCAUGAAAAAGAGGAUAAUUUUCACGUGAUAAUUUUAUAUACAAAUGUAUGGCAUUUACUUUGCAACACAUAUUAUCUUUAUACCAGAGGCAUUUGGGACAGGAACCCACUGUUAUUUUAAUCAGAUUCGAACCCAUGUUAUUUUUUAUCUGUGAUACAGGUAUUCUAAUUGAAAUUAGUUAUUAAGCUUAAUUACUUUUUCUAUUGUCUACAAAGUUUGUGAUUAAGUCAAUUGGUAUACUGGAAUACAGUCCCACCUAUUUGAAUUUCAACUUUGCAUUUUUCUGUCAAAAUGAUACAAGAGCUAGACACAAUUAUGUCUGUGUCAACACUUAAUGAAUUCAUUUCCGAAUGGUUUUAAUCUUAUUUUUUAUCUAUAUAUUAAGUUUGAAGUUAAAUGUUUUGUAAUGUAUAUCUAACUAUCUGAGGAAAUAACAGAAAUCUAUUUUUAUUUAAUUUUUGUCUGUCUACUUCAAAUCUAAAAAAACAUUCAAAGAUAUAUAUAGGUUUCAUUUCAAGUUAGAAUUUGAUAUAUAUUACUUGAUAUUAACCCCCCGGUAUUUUAUUUGUAGUGAAACUUACACAUGUACAAAGAAAGGUUGUGAUACACUAGUAAAUGUAUUACCAAAUUCAUAUGCAGAAUUGUUAUAGCCAGUGUGAUGUUGAAUAGUGCUGAUUUAUUUUGUGUAUCAUGUGUGUAUGAAGAGGAAUUUAAAUGUGUGUGCUGGAAGAUAUUGAUGAAAAUGUGUGUGAGACACCUUAUAAGUAUUAAUAAAAACUAUAUUUUUAGACUUUGAA
Molecule: messenger RNA, 1923 nt
Organism: Mytilus trossulus (common blue mussel)
Lineage: Eukaryota; Metazoa; Mollusca; Bivalvia; Mytilida; Mytilidae
Product: iron-sulfur cluster co-chaperone protein HscB-like
Exons: 2
Coding region: 158-1057 (299 amino acids)
Biological process (GO): [2Fe-2S] cluster assembly; protein complex oligomerization
Cellular component (GO): mitochondrion
Molecular function (GO): ATPase activator activity; protein-folding chaperone binding
Source: RefSeq, a predicted model, not a curated record